Mus pahari (shrew mouse) is the source of this 1739-nucleotide messenger RNA. RefSeq names its product ADP ribosylation factor like GTPase 13A (gene Arl13a). The transcript has 10 exons. Bases 180 to 1322 code for a protein of 380 amino acids. Gene Ontology annotation, cellular component: ciliary membrane; non-motile cilium. The record is from RefSeq and is a predicted model, not a curated record. Gene Ontology annotation, molecular function: GTP binding; GTPase activity. Lineage: Eukaryota; Metazoa; Chordata; Mammalia; Rodentia; Muridae. Gene Ontology annotation, biological process: non-motile cilium assembly; receptor localization to non-motile cilium.
GUUAGAAUAUUGCCUACCCUUUAAGUGGACAUCUGGGCUGGGUUAAUCUAUCCAGAAGGCUAAAAAGCUCAACAAAUCUCUCUGAAGUUCAACACAGCAAACACUUUUUCAACUAAAACACCAACUUGUUAUCAGAUAAAUAGUUAACCACCUCCAGCAUUUAAAGACCAAGCUGAAUCAUGUUCCGACUUUUGACUGCCUGCUGGUCUCGUCAAAAGACCACAGAAUUAAAACAAAGGAAUGUGACUAUCAUUGUCAUUGGCUUGGACAACUCUGGCAAAAGUCAUCUCAUAGAGGCCUUUCAAAGAUUAAUUCCUAGCAAGAUGCACAGUGAAAUGAGACCAACACAAACAACACUUCUACUAGAUGAUUACCAAGUAUCUGUCUAUGACCUAACCGGAGACCUAAAAGGCCGGGAGAAAUGGUCAAGCUACUAUGCUCAGGCCCACGGGCUUAUUUUCGUGGUGGAUUCUAGCGACAUAGCACGCAUCCAGGAAGUGAAGAUCAUCUUAACUCGCUUAAUGUUUGACAAGAGGAUAUCAGGGAAACCCAUCUUAAUCCUGGCAAACAAACAAGACAAGAAGAAUGCUCUUUUGCCUUGUGAUAUCAUUGAAUAUCUACUUCUGGAAAGGCUCGUGAAUGAGACGAGAUCCAUGUGCCGCGUGGAGCCGUGUUCAACCAUAAAAAGCCUUCCAAAGAGGCAACAACAGCCAAUAGUUGUAGGGCUGCGAUGGCUACUAGCUGCCAUUGGGGAUCAAUACAGUGAGCUGUAUACUCGACAACAAAUACCCAAUAUGAGCAUCUCAAACUCCAAGAACAUCAGAGGCUGUGGAGAAAGAUGCUCAUCAGACAGCUUACCUAACAGAGUGAGUAUAGUCAGACACAGCAACAGACAGCAUUUUGAGAAAAGACAACAACACAUGGAGCAUAGACAGCAUGUGGAACAAAGGCAUUUUGAGAAAAGACAGCAUUUUGAGGCAAGACAGCACUUAAUACAACGCUCACUGGAUGCUAGGCCCCUAAAGCCAAUUCUACAGAAAGAAGGUUUUCGAAUAAGGCCCAAAAAGAAUAUGUCAGUAACAUUUGCUCUAGAUGUCAUCAUGGAGGAAGGGGAAUGUUCUCGGAAGAUUGGAGCUCCCAACAUCAGUAAGCCUUGCAGUAGUCAGUGUUAUGAUACAAAGACUCCAGCUCCAUCUGUUGAUGUCAAUCUUUUCAAAGCUCGUAAGCCCAAAAAGAGAAUAGAAACCUGGGACACUGAAGAAAUGUUCGUGGAAGAUCCUCGUGGAGAAGCCUUCUGUUCCUGUGACUUAACAGAAUACUAAAGAGUAAACAGAGUAACAGCAAAAUCAUCAUUUCCUCUACCACCUUAUGGUAACUGGGCACAUCUCCAGAAGCAGCAGAAACACCCAGUCUUUGUUUUUCACUGGAUAACACCUCUACAGCCCACGAACAAGUUCACCUAUUCAAACAUCACAUCCUUGAGAACCACUGUUUCUGCACACCAGUGUGGUAGCCAGUCAGUUCAUCCAUACUCACCAAGAGCCUCAGGAAGUUAUGUACUUUCCACCUGCACGAAGAAGAGCCAAAGACUGAGACGCUCCUGACAGAGCUUCCGGAUAAAAUGUCACACACAACUGAAACUGAGCCUUAGACAAACAGGGUUACUUUAGAAUCACACAUUUCUCUUUAAGGUUCUCAGGUAUAAAGGGAAUGGCAAAAUAAAUAAGAAUAAUGUUCUA